Messenger RNA from Erigeron canadensis, 1590 nucleotides. RefSeq lists its product as uncharacterized. NCBI's taxonomy places the organism in Eukaryota, Viridiplantae, Streptophyta, Magnoliopsida, Asterales, Asteraceae. The transcript has 2 exons. The coding region runs from base 1 to 1590 and encodes 529 amino acids. The record is from RefSeq and is a predicted model, not a curated record.
AUGAGAAUGUCAAAGACCAAGGUUGAGGAAGGGAAAUCAAAGGCAGUAUCGUUCGUGGAAGCAAAGGAAGAAAGUUCAAGCAUGGAGGCAAAGUUUGAUACUACGAUGAAUUUGUUCACUAACAAAUUCGACAGCCUAGAAAAAGAGAUGAAUAAUCUGAAAUAUGGUUACUCACAUGGUGGGGCAAGCCAUAACUCUGAAGAUUGGGAUGCAAUUAGGGUUCAUGAAGAGGCGAAUUAUUUGCAAAACAAUUACCAAAGAAAUAACCAACGUGGUUGGGGUCAAAACCGCAACCAAGAGAAUUUUACCAAUGCCAACCAGAAACUUUUCAGGAGACUUGAUAUCCUCAGAGCCAACCACGAACAAGGCCUUCGUAAUCACCAAGCGUCUAUAACUAGUUUGGAAAAGAAGUUGGAUAGCAUAAGUGAAACAUCAACAUACAAACCAACUGGCUCACUACCCAGCAAUACACAACCAAAUCCAAGACCCUCAAGCUCAAAUUCAAACUCAAACCAAACAUAUAAGCCCCCUCCCGCUAGAACCGAGCAUGUAAAUGCUAUUUCUACAACGGCUGGUAACAUUUACCAAACUAACAUUGAAAGUGAAGCUCCUACCGAUUCACCGAAACUUGUAUCCGAACCUGUAGAAGAUGACUUCACCGACGAUGAAAGUGUGGCAGAAGAGAUUGAAAUGGAGCCAAAACCAACAGAAAAGAGGCCAACUGUUUCCACUAAACCAGUUAAACCACCACUGAAGGCAUACAAACCAAAGAUUCCAUACCCACAACGCUUGAGAAAGGAGAGGAUUGCGGCAAGAUAUGGCAAAUUUUUUGAGAUGAUCAAAGCAAUUCGCAUCAAUGUGCCAUUAGUUGAUGUACUUGCAGGGAUGCCAAACGAUGCUAAGUUCAUCAAAGAAUUGUUGAACAACAAGGACAAGUUGGAGGAAGUGUCUGCAACAUUUUUGAAUGAAGAAUGCACAGCCAUUUUGCAAAAUCAGAUUCCACCAAAGCUUGACGAUCCAGGGAGUUUCAUAAUUACUUGUUCUUUUGGAAACAUAUUAACUUGUGAUGCGUUAGCGGAUUUAGGGGCUAGCAUAAACUUGAUGCCUGAUUCUUUAUAUGCUAAAUUGUCCUUAGGAGUAUUAAAACCCACGGGAAUGAGCAUUAGAUUAGCUGACUGCUCAUUUCAAUAUCCGUUAGGCAUAGCUGAAGAUAUGUUGAUAGAAGUUGGACAUUUCAUAUUUUCAGUUGAUUUUGUUAUACUUGAAAUGGACGAGGAUAGUAAAGUACCAUUAAUCUUAGGGAGACCUUUUCUAUACACCGCUGAUGCAAUAAUUCGUGUAAAAGAUAAGGAAUUAACCUUAGGUGUUGGAGAUGAUAGAAUGGCCUUUACUAUUGAUAAAGCAAUGAAACACUCAUAUUCUACUGAUGAUACAUGCUUUCGUGUUGAUGUGAUUGACGAAAAUGUGAAUGACUACACGCAGGAUUUACUAGAGUUCGUUGAUAACAUCUGGGGAGAAUUUGAAGAUGAAGAGGAUGGUGAUGUGAAACCUGAAGAAGCUGAAGAAAUAAUGAAGUUGAGCAUAGACUAA